Messenger RNA from Caenorhabditis briggsae, 1131 nucleotides. The record is from RefSeq and is a predicted model, not a curated record. The transcript is spliced from 5 exons. Gene Ontology annotation, molecular function: cysteine-type endopeptidase activity. Bases 1 to 1131 code for a protein of 376 amino acids. Lineage: Eukaryota; Metazoa; Nematoda; Chromadorea; Rhabditida; Rhabditidae. Gene Ontology annotation, cellular component: lysosome.
AUGCAUAUUUUUCUUCUGGUUUUGGUUUUCUCGGGAUUUUCUUGUUCAAAUGCAAUCGAGGACCCGGAAUUUUUUGAGAUUACUGUAGACAGAGAUCAUCCGGAGAAGGUUUAUGAAGCGUUUGAACAGUUUAAAAUACGGUACCAGAGAAAAUAUAAGGAUGCAGCGGAAACUCAAAGGAGGAUGCAAAACUUCAUAAAAUCGUAUAAUACUAUUGGAAUAUUGAACCUAAAAUCCAACGAAUCCGGCUACACGUCAACUUUUGGAAUCAACAAGUUUUCGGAUCUCUCGUCAAAAGAAUUCCAGCAAAGAUUAUCAAACAUUGCACCAAGUCAGAAAUCCAGAAGCACCAUGAAAAAAGCAUCACCCUUCUUGAAACGACACAAGCGCCAAGUUGACGAACUUCCGGAUUCGGUAGAUUUGAGAUACGAGAAAGUGAACGGGCGUUAUAUUGUUGGAAAUAUUGUCAAGGAUCAAGGAUCAUGUGCUUGUUGUUGGGGAUUCGCGGUUACCGCUGUCGCUGAGGCAGUGUAUGCAGCUAAUGUUGGUCCAUUUACGUACCUCUCCGAACAAGAGCUCUGUGAUUGUGCUACUCCUGGAAGCCUUGGAUGUACAGGUGGUGAUCUGGUAUGGGGAACGGAAUACAUUAUGGGCCGAGGACUCGCAGCAAGCUCCACAUACAAAUGGGACGAGCAUCGAGCCAAUCAAUCAGGAAUGUGUGUAUCCGAAGAAAAUAAACGAGUACUUGUGGAGGAUAAAUUCGAUUACUAUUUUGCUGAUCGAUAUAACGCUGAGGAGGAAAUCAUGGCAAUGUUGGUGCAGUGGAAAAGUCCUGUUGCGGCGUCAUUCGCCGUUGGAAAUCGCUUCCGUUCGUAUAGCGAUGGAGUCCUUGUAGAACAAGAUUGCGAUUUGAAAGGGCCCUCAUUCCAUGCUGGCGCUAUCAUUGGAUACGGAUCGGAACGUGACUAUUUCGGACGUAUUCAGAAGUAUUGGAUCGUUAGAAACUCUUGGGGACCAUAUGACUGGGGAAACGAAGAUGGAUACUUCAAAGUGAUUCGUGGAAGGGAUUGGUGUGGAAUUGAAUCGAUUGGUGCGGUUGGAGGACGGAUUGCGGAUCAUACUCAUGCUUGA